This is a messenger RNA of Mucor velutinosus, 459 nucleotides long. Its product is annotated as NAD(P)H:quinone oxidoreductase, type IV. The coding region runs from base 1 to 459 and encodes 152 amino acids. NCBI's taxonomy places the organism in Eukaryota, Fungi, Mucoromycota, Mucoromycetes, Mucorales, Mucoraceae. The transcript has 2 exons. The record is from RefSeq and is a predicted model, not a curated record.
AUGGAUUUGAACAUUUGUCUUUACUGCGAGAAACAAUUGAACGAGGAUAAUAUGAACUUUUGUUCUUCUGUUUGUCAGACAAAUGAGGCAUCUAAACCUGUGUAUAACAAUCCAUCUACUUCAUCUCCCAGCUUUUCAUCCUACUCUCCUUCUCGGCUCAUUGCCAAUGUUCGAUCAUCUAGUACAACCAGUCCUAGCUAUGAGAUAGCAUAUCAUCGACGUCUCUCGUAUUCGUAUUCAACAUCACCUUCAUCCUUAUCAUUUUAUCACUAUCCCAUAGCAUCUUCCUCUUCGUCGUCAUCUUCAUCUUCAUCAUCAGCAUCAAUCUUAUCAACCUCCACUAUGCAUGAUUCAAUGAAACAACAGCUUUCAUCAUGGGAAGCGUUUCCAAAUCAUCACCAUCAACAAAAACAACAUCAUCAGCAACAGCAAAAUGUAUAUACAAACUAUCUUUUUUAA